CUUUUCCAUUCUGUGGAUGAGAUCCUUCUUUUAAACGUCGAUGUCAGUUUUGCAGCCACGUCCUUUGCACUAGCAGACCUCGCCCAAUACAAGGACACCCAAGAGAAAGUUCAACAAGAAAUAGACGAGGUCCUCCGGGGAGAGGAUCCGAGCUCCUUCUCAGACUUGGACAAGAAACUACCAUAUAUGGAGAUGGUAUUGAAAGAAAGUGCGAGAAUGCACCCAGCGUUGGCGCUAAGCUUGCCUGAAAGGACAGUAAAGCAAGUGACUGAUGUGGGAGGAUUCCAGAUUCCUAAAGGGGUGAGAGUAUGACUUUGUCUGUUUUUUUUUGUUGUUGUGUCAAACAAUUGCACACCCGUUACCACCCUGGUGUGGACCAAUACUACCAGACAUUAAGCUUCAAAGGUACGCGCUGCAAGAAGGCGGGCGCAAUUUUGGUUUUCGAGUUGCUCAGUCACAAUUGGGUUACUUUUCUUGUAUUGUGAUCCUUCCCGUAAGGGUAUCCUGGGUACCAGAGGUUUCAAUUCUCGGUUUGGGCCGAUGCUAGUCUGUGCCCAGCAUUUUGUUUUGAGGGGAGGGGUGGCGCUGUACAAAGCAGGCUACCGAAACAGGUACCCCAUCUUGUGAAUUUUCUGGCACCAAGGGUAUCGAUAUAACGAACAUCUAUAUAACGAAGUCCUCGACAUAAAUAACGAUUUUCUUUGCCCCGUAGUAGUAGUAAGAUAUAAAAGAAAACGAUGGUCGAUAUAACGAAACCCUUAUAGCAAAUAAAUUUUGCCAGUCCCAGUCUUUGCACUGAGUUAUAUUGAAGCUCCACUGUAUGAGGUUUCUUUGGACCUCAUGAUCUCAAUCGCGGUACCUUAACGUCGCGUAGUAGUUUUCUUUUUUAUUUCAGAGCACUUUGUAGUUUUGUCUUGUGAUCCUUAAAGAGGCCUAACCGUCGUAGAAUGACUCAAGAUUUUUCUCCCAAAUAAAUAGCUAACUGCUGGUUCACCAAGAAAGGCAAACGAAUAUUAGCGCUUUUUCCUAGAUACUGAAUGUUGCAAUCGCAUUUGCGUCUUGAGAGGGCAAAGACAACAACAAUUUAUCUUUUAAAUUAGUGCUGAGCGAAGGAUUCAACAUAUACGAGUUCAUCUCAAGGGUGCUGCAUGGGUUUACUAACUUCUAACUGAAAAUAAUUGUGUUUUUCUUUCUUCUUGCUGCAGACGCCAGUUUGCGUAGAUACCUAUUCCCUGAACUUCUCUGAGCAGUUUUGGGAAAAUCCUGAGAAAUUUUACCCGGAACGGUUUUCUAAUGGCAUGAAACACGUAGCCGGUUCUUUUUUUCGCUUUGGACUGGGUCCCCGGAAGUGCCUCGGGUAUCGGUAUGCCCUAGCGAUUACUCGUUUGGUGGUGGCGUCAGUUUUGCAGAGGUUCACACUUGAACUGGCCCAACCCAGUGGUGACCUGACAAGAGUAAAGGCCAAGGGAAUGACCUUUUUCACACCAUACCUGAGUCCAACUAUAAUAUUUCAUGAACGAAAAUGA
This is a messenger RNA of Porites lobata, 1526 nucleotides long. The record is from the annotation of a GenBank genome assembly. NCBI's taxonomy places the organism in Eukaryota, Metazoa, Cnidaria, Anthozoa, Scleractinia, Poritidae.